Messenger RNA from Arabidopsis arenosa, 5244 nucleotides. The record is from the annotation of a GenBank genome assembly. NCBI's taxonomy places the organism in Eukaryota, Viridiplantae, Streptophyta, Magnoliopsida, Brassicales, Brassicaceae.
AUUUUGUUUGAUUGAGGUUUCUCAGAAGAUUUGUUCAUCUAAGAUUUACUUGGGGUUCCAUGAAUUUUCUGCGUUGGUGAGCUGGAAAAGUUGUUGGGUUUCUGCAAAAACUGUAGCUUUUGGGGGAAAUAUUUGAAGUAAAGGAUGAAUCUUUCUAGGAUUUUGUUACUCUCCAUGUUUUUCCUGUCUGCAAUGGGUCAACUUCCAUCACAGGACAUCAUGGCAUUGCUUGAAUUCAAGAAAGGGAUCAAACAUGACCCUACAGGGUUUGUCCUUAAUUCAUGGAACGAUGAGUCUAUUGACUUCAAUGGUUGUCCUUCUUCGUGGAAUGGUAUUGUCUGCAAUGGCGGUAAUGUGGCUGGUGUUGUUUUGGAUAAUUUAGGCUUGACUGCUGAUGCUGAUUUCAGUAUGUUUUCCAACUUGACAAAGCUUGUCAAACUAUCUAUGGCCAACAAUUCCAUUUCUGGUGUCUUGCCAAAUGAUUUAGGCAGUUUCAAAAGCCUCCAGUUCCUUGAUUUAUCUGAUAAUCUGUUCUCUUCUUCGUUGCCUAAAGAGAUUGGUAGAUCAGUAAGCUUGAGGAAUCUUUCUUUAGCUGGUAACAACUUUUCUGGUGAGAUUCCGGAAUCUAUGGGUGGGUUGAUUUCGCUUCAGUCGUUGGAUAUGAGUCGCAACUCUUUAUCUGGACCUUUGCCAAAGUCCUUGACAAGGCUGAACGAUCUGCUGUACCUGAAUCUGUCAUCUAAUGGAUUCACGGGGAAAAUCCCAAGGGGCUUCGAGUUGAUUUCAAGUCUUGAAGUGCUUGAUUUGCAUGGUAAUUCAAUUGAUGGUAAUCUUGAUGGGGAGUUUUUCCUUUUAACGAAUGCGAGCUAUGUCGAUUUCAGUGGAAACAGAUUGGUGACAACGUCUGGGAAACUGUUACCUGGUGUUUCUGAGAGCAUCAAGCACUUAAAUCUCAGCCAUAAUCAGCUUGAAGGUUCAUUGACUAGUGGGCUUCAGUUGUUUCAGAACUUAAAAGUCUUGGAUCUUAGCUACAACCAGUUUUCUGGAGAAUUACCAGGUUUCAAUUAUGUCUAUGAUCUUGAAGUUCUCAAGCUUAGCAACAACAGAUUCUCAGGUUCCCUUCCCAAUAAUUUGUUAAAAGGUGACUCCUUGCUUUUAAAAACGCUGGAUUUAAGUGGCAACAAUCUCUCAGGGCCAGUAAGUUCUAUCAUGUCAACAACUCUUCACACCCUUGAUCUUUCUUCAAAUUCACUGACCGGGGAGCUCCCUCUCUUGACUGGGGGCUGUGUUUUACUUGACCUCUCAAACAACCAGUUUGAAGGAAAUCUUACAAGAUGGUCAAAAUGGGAGAAUAUCGAGUACCUUGAUCUCAGCCAGAACCAUUUCACUGGGUCGUUCCCAGACGUAACUCCCCAGCUUCUGCGAGCAAAUCAUCUUAAUCUUUCCUACAAUAAGCUCACAGGCUCACUUCCAGAACGGAUUCCAACCCAUUAUCCGAAACUUCGGGUACUUGAUAUAAGUUCUAACAGCUUAGAAGGGCCAAUUCCAGGUGCAAUACUGUCUAUGCCCACUUUGGAGGAAAUCCACCUUCAAAACAAUGGCAUGACAGGUAACAUUGGACCCCUGCCUUCUUCUGGUUCCAGAAUCCGCCUUCUUGAUCUUUCUCACAACCGGUUUGACGGCGAUCUUCCUGGUGCAUUCGGAUCUUUAACCAAUCUUCAAGUGCUGAAUCUCGCAGCAAAUAAUUUGUCUGGCUCUUUGCCUAGCUCCAUGAAUGACAUGGUCUCUCUAAGCUCAUUAGACGUAUCCCAGAAUCAUUUCACUGGACCACUCCCAAGCAACUUAUCUAGCAGCCUUAUGGCCUUUAACGUGUCAUACAAUGAUCUAUCAGGGACUGUACCAGAGAAUCUGAAGAACUUCCCUCCGCCUUCAUUUUAUCCUGGAAACAGCAAGCUCUCCUUGCCUGCUGGAUCCCCUGGUUCAAGUGCAUCAGAAGCUUCCAAGAAUAAAUCCACGAACAAACUUGUUAAGGUUGUCAUAAUAGUUUCGUGCGCCGUUGCUCUAAUUAUUCUCAUCCUUGUGGCUAUCCUCCUUUUCUGCAUCUGCAAAUCAAGAAGACGCGAAGAGCGUAGUAUUACAGGUAAAGAAAUUAAUAGGCGGGCUCAAACAAUACCCUCAGGCAGUGGAGGUGGUAUGGUUGUCUCUGCUGAAGAUCUCGUUGCUUCAAGAAAAGGCUCGUCAUCUGAAAUCCUCAGUCCAGAUGAAAAACUAGCUGUUGCAACCGGCUUCUCUCCUUCCAAGACCAGCAAUUUAUCAUGGUCACCUGGCUCAGGAGAUUCAUUCCCAGCUGAUCAGCAACUAGCACGGCUUGAUGUUAGGUCACCGGAUAGACUUGUGGGAGAGCUGCAUUUUCUGGAUGAUUCAAUCAAGUUGACUCCAGAGGAAUUAUCGAGGGCACCAGCUGAAGUACUGGGAAGAAGCAGCCACGGGACUUCUUAUAGGGCAACACUGGAUAAUGGAGUGUUUUUAACCGUAAAAUGGCUAAGAGAAGGCGUGGCAAAGCAGAGAAAGGAGUUUGCUAAAGAGGUGAAGAAAUUUUCUAACAUUAGACAUCCUAAUGUUGUGACUCUCCGAGGUUACUAUUGGGGUCCCACGCAACACGAAAAGCUUAUUCUUUCAGACUAUAUAUCGCCUGGAAGCCUUGCCAGCUUCCUUUAUGAUCGACCAGGCAGGAAAGGCCCUCCCUUAGCCUGGAUCCAACGGUUGAAAAUAGCAGUUGACGUAGCACGUGGUCUCAACUACCUCCAUUUCGACAGAGCUGUUCCACACGGUAACCUCAAGGCAACAAACAUUCUCUUAGAUGGAGCAGAGCUAAACGCACGUGUAGCCGAUUACUGCCUCCACCGUCUCAUGACACAAGCAGGCACAGUCGAACAGAUUCUAGACGCAGGCAUCCUCGGUUACCGAGCUCCCGAGCUAGCAGCUUCAAGAAAACCGUUACCUUCAUUCAAAUCAGAUGUCUAUGCAUUCGGUGUGAUACUUCUUGAGAUCCUAACGGGAAGAUGUGCAGGAGAUGUGAUCACAGGUGAACAAGAAGGUGUUGAUCUAACUGAUUGGGUUAGGUUACGUGUUGCAGAAGGACGCGGUGCGGAAUGCUUUGAUUCGGUCUUGUCUCAGGAGAUGGGAAGUGAUCCAGUUACAGAGAAAGGCAUGAAAGAAGUUCUUGGGAUUGCUUUGAGGUGUAUAAGAUCGGUUCCGAUGGAGUCUGGUUCCUCUGAACGUGUUCUCCUUUGUCAAGUUUUACAACAGUGGGUCAAAAUUCCUCCAUCUCCAAACGAUUCUUCUCUUGUUUUUGGUUUGGUGACUCGCGUGGACGAUGAUGGCGUCGUUUUGAGCUUCAAAGUGGUUAGAUUUCCUACACCACAACAAUGGACGAAUAAUAAUCUCUUGUCCACCAUGAGUGUGUUUCUGUAUUCCUCUGAGACAGGGCUUUGGACUUCCAAGAUAAUUCACUGCCCUCACCAAAUCAGCAGGUGCCUUAUUACUGGUUAUGUGACUGUGAAUGGUACGAUUUACUAUUCCAAUCCUAAUCAACCUGGAGUACUUGUAGCUCAUGAUUUCUAUUCUGAAUCCAAUCAAUUUCGGGUUAUACCUCUCCCCGAUCAUCCGAAUCACAGCGACGAUGGAGACUUAAAAAGAAGAGCCUUGACUACAUCCGGAAGAUUUUUCAUGUGUGUGAGAAAAUUAGCUCAAAAGGAAGAAACCGUUUUAAAGGUUUGGAGGUUGAACAACGAUGACUCUUGGCAACUUUUGUGGAAAAUCAACCUCCCAAUGUUUAUAGGUGAUUAUGUACCUAUGAAAAUGCAUCCAUUUGGUAGUGAUAUUGUCUAUCUACGGAGUAAUCAGAAUCGUCAUUUGGUAUCAUGUAACUUGCGGACACAGAAGAAUACAAUCCUCAAAGAUGAUGAUCAUGAUUAUGUCAUGAACAACUUCAGAUAUUGGGCCAGGUUAUUAAAAUUCGUGCUCCCACGGUGGAUGGAAUCGAUGCCUUGUCCUCCCCAAGUUGAGAUGAUAGAUACAACUUCGCUACUUUCUGACCCUAAUUUAAGACAUGAGAGGAGCAAUCCAGUUUUGGCUGCCAUGAGAAGAGAAGCAGGCGUUGAAGUCGAUGAUUCGUUUUAUAUGAGGAAGUCUGUGGAACUAGCAAAGAGAGCAAUUGGGUGUACAAGUCCUAAUCCUAUGGUAGGUUGUGUCAUUGUUAAAGACGGCGACAUUGUUGGGCAAGGGUUUCAUCCCAAAGCUGGUCAGCCUCAUGCUGAGGUGUUUGCUCUUCGAGAUGCUGGAGAGUUAGCUGAGAAUGCCACUGCUUAUGUUAGCUUAGAACCAUGUAAUCAUUACGGAAGAACACCACCGUGUACAGAGGCAUUGAUUAAGGCUAAGGUGAAGAGAGUUGUAGUUGGGAUGGUUGAUCCGAAUCCAAUCGUUUCUUCUUCGGGUAUUAGUCGGUUGAAAGAUGCUGGAAUUGAUGUUACUGUGGGUGUUGAAGAAGAGUUAUGCAAGAAGAUGAAUGAGGGAUUCAUCCAUCGGAUGUUUACAGGGAAGCCUUUCCUUGCCCUCAGGUAUUCUAUGUCUGUCAAUGGUUGUUUGCUGGACAAGAUUGGGGAAGGGGCUUCGGAUACUGGUGGAUACUACUCGAAGCUAUUACAGGAGUAUGAUGCGAUAAUACUUUCUUCCUCGUUAUCGGAUGAACUCACGAGCAUUUCCUCACAAGAAGCUACUAAUGUUUCAAUUCAACCUAUUCAAAUCAUAGUUGCUAGCAAUGGUCAACAGCCUCCUAUCCUUGCUACUUCCAACACUGGGGAAGAAUCGGGUCCAAAAGUUGUACUGUUCACCGCAAAGGAAUUGGUUGCAGAAUCCGAAAUCAGUGUCUUGUUGGAUUUGAGGGGGAACAUCAAAGACCUUGAAGUUCUUCUGAGAGAUGGAUUUGAGCAGAAACUACUGCAGAAAGUAAUUAUUGAGGUUUUGCCGGAAUGGAGCACAAAAGAUGAGAGACAGAUCGCGUCUAUGAAGUUGUUAGAAUCAAAACAUGUGAAAGAUUUGCAGUCUAAGCAAUUAGGUGGAAACGUUUUGCUAGAGGGCUAUCUUUGAUGUAUGAAUGUAAGUCAUAUUCACUUUCUUAAAGCAUUGUAUUAUUAUUAAGGUUUUACAGAUUUUUUUAUGGAUUAAUAAAAAUUUUUGUUGAAA